Neltuma alba is the source of this 936-nucleotide messenger RNA. Its product is annotated as ubiquitin-conjugating enzyme E2 28-like. The coding region runs from base 330 to 689 and encodes 119 amino acids. The record is from RefSeq and is a predicted model, not a curated record. NCBI's taxonomy places the organism in Eukaryota, Viridiplantae, Streptophyta, Magnoliopsida, Fabales, Fabaceae. The transcript is spliced from 6 exons.
UCGGUUGGAGGAAGUGACAUGGCUUCGAAGCGCAUCUUGAAGGAGCUUAAGGACUUGCAGAAAGAUCCACCCACGUCAUGCAGCGCAGUUGUCAGCACAGGGUGUAUGUCUAAUUCUGGUUAGCACUGCCAGUAAAGAUUGUUUUAUUAGAGAUCAGCUUCUGAUCUUCAGCCCCAAGUUGAACUUGAAUUUAGUGUUACUAUGAAGGCUGACAUACUUGAUAUUGAGAGCAGAGUGGGAUUCAAGAUAUUUUAUCUUGAUCAGGUUUUUCUGGUCUCCUAAAUCAUAAUUUGGAGAAAUCUUCAGCGUGGGGUCCAGUUGCUGAAGAUAUGUUUCAUUGGCAAGCAACCAUCAUGGGCCCUGCUGAUAGCCCAUAUGCUGGAGGUGUAUUUCUAGUUACGAUCCAUUUUCCUCCAGAUUAUCCUUUCAAGCCCCCUAAGGUUGCGUUUAGGACCAAGGUCUUCCAUCCAAACAUUAAUAGCAAUGGUAGUAUUUGUCUUGAUAUCCUGAAGGAACAAUGGAGCCCUGCCCUUACGAUCUCUAAGGUAUUGCUGUCGAUCUGCUCGCUGUUGACAGAUCCAAAUCCUGACGAUCCUCUUGUACCAGAGAUUGCUCACAUUUACAAAACUGACCGGGCCAAGUACGAAGCCACUGCCCGCAGCUGGACUCAGAAGUAUGCCAUGGGCUAAUUUGUAGUAUUUUAGACCUUGCACAUUGGAUGGCAUCUAUGGAAAGCUUUUGUGAGUUUGUGUUGGUUAUUUUGUGGGGAGGGAUGGUGGUGACUUAAUCUUGACAAGCUACUUUUGUUUAACUUCUGCGAUGCUAUAUCAUGAUACAAAGACUCAAACAAGGUGUUAUUUGUAUCAUGCUAUAAACCUUGUUACUCACGGAAUAUCUCUCAUAUCUAAUUAAUGUUGAAUGAUUUCUCUUUCUUUC